ACCGGACCAUGCCAUUGUGGGUGGGGAAAUGUGAAGCCCCGCCUGAGAGCGAAAGUUGGCAGCCUCUAAUAAGCAAAAGCGAACGCACCCAUAGUUUUGCUCCUUCUCUCAACCCAAAGGUAUCCCAUCCAUCCAAAGUGAUGAAUUUAACCACAACGAAAAAAAAGGCAUUCCAUCUAACCCAUCCAUUUCAAUAGUACCGAAAAAUGGAAGCUGUACAGACAUUCGGCCGUAAGAAAACCGCUACCGCUGUUGCCCACUGCAAGCGUGGUCAUGGUCUCAUCCGUAUCAACGGUUCCCCCAUUGAACUCCUCGAACCCGAGAUCUUGAAGUUCAAGGUCUACGAAGUCAUCCUUCUUUUGGGUGAGGAGCGUUUCGCCAACACUGACAUCAGAAUUCGUGUCAACGGUGGUGGUCACACUUCUCAAGUUUAUGCCAUCCGUCAAGCUCUUGCUAAGGCCAUCGUUGCCUUCUACCAAAAGUUCGUCGAUGAGGCUGCCAAGAAGGAGAUCAAGGAAAUCCUUGUUCAAUAUGACCGUACUCUCCUCGUUGCCGAUCCCCGUCGUUGUGAACCCAAGAAGUUCGGUGGUCCCGGUGCCCGUGCUCGUUUCCAAAAGUCUUACCGUUAAAAAAUUUAUUUUCCAUUACAUGGAAAGUAUGUGGUUACUCUGUGCCGUAUCUUUUUUUUUAACAUUUUGGUAGAUCUUUUUCCAAAUAAAAUAACGCAUUUUUAAACAAA
Messenger RNA from Mucor mucedo, 739 nucleotides. RefSeq names its product 40S ribosomal protein S16. Bases 207 to 629 code for a protein of 140 amino acids. The transcript is spliced from 4 exons. Gene Ontology annotation, biological process: translation; maturation of SSU-rRNA from tricistronic rRNA transcript (SSU-rRNA, 5.8S rRNA, LSU-rRNA). Gene Ontology annotation, cellular component: ribosome; cytosolic small ribosomal subunit. Gene Ontology annotation, molecular function: RNA binding; structural constituent of ribosome. NCBI's taxonomy places the organism in Eukaryota, Fungi, Mucoromycota, Mucoromycetes, Mucorales, Mucoraceae. The record is from RefSeq and is a predicted model, not a curated record.